CGCUUCCUCUGUUCCUUGUCUGCACCUCUCUCCAUCACAACCAGACCCCCUCCUCCUCCUCCUUGCCUCAGUCUUUAUAAAAUGGGAGGUCUCCACACCGGCAUCACUUCACCCACAGCCUCUGCCUCGUCAGUCUGAUCCACUGAAGCACGCCCAGCCUAACCAUGAGCAGGAACUACAUGUCCAAGUAUGAUGAGCUCCGCAAGGGAGACUACCUUUGGUCCAACAACAAGGAGUACAAGGCAGUCUUUCAGGAGGAUGGUAACUGGGUGAUCUACGGCUGGAAACAAAUGUGGUCGUCGGACACAGCCGGACAGCGCGACGCCUACCGCCUCUGCAUGCAGGACGACUGUAACUUCGUUAUGUACAAGCGCGACGACAAAGCCAUCUGGCACACCGGCACCCACAGGACUGACGGCUUCAAGAUGUGCCGCAUGCACCUGCGCGACGACGGCAACCUGGUGAUCGAGAAGGACGGUGAAGAGAUGUGGAACUCUUCCCAGUCCAGGGGUAUGAAAUGACGCUGAGGGCAUUCCUCGAUCUCUGGAGCACAGCCUCCCUGGCUCUGGAUGGGGGUGGUAUGAUGAAGGGUUGGUUGGUUGACAAACUGAAGUUGAAUAAAGAGCAAUAUAAAAAUGCA
Molecule: messenger RNA, 640 nt
Organism: Sardina pilchardus (European sardine)
Lineage: Eukaryota; Metazoa; Chordata; Actinopteri; Clupeiformes; Clupeidae
Product: B-type lectin plumieribetin-like
Exons: 3
Coding region: 165-521 (118 amino acids)
Source: RefSeq, a predicted model, not a curated record